AUGGCCAACUGCGGGCCUUCGCCUGGCGGCGCGGGCGGGGGCGCGUCCGGCCGCCGGCUGCACUCGGAGGAGGCCCAGGACGUGGCUUCGGCCUCCAGUGUCCGGGCCUACGAGAUCCUCCACUUACACCUGAACCUGAAGGUCGAGUUCGGGCCGCCGGGGCCCGGCCCGGGGAGCCGGAGGCUCAGCGGCUCGGCGGCUCUGGACCUGCGCUGCCUGGUGCCGGAGGGCCCCCCCGAGCUCCGGCUCGACUCGCACCCGUGCGUCCAGGUGGAGGCGGCGGGGCUGCAGCGAAAGCAGCCCGCCCGCGAGGGGGAGCCGCCCGAAGACCCCGUGCCUUUCCACACGCGGCCCUUCUCCCACUACGGCCAAGCCCUGUGCGUGACCCUGCCCCAGCCCUGCUGCCGCGCUGGCGAGCGGUUCCGGGUGCGACUCACCUACCACGUCGGGGAGGGACCCGGGGUCUGCUGGCUGACUCCCGAGCAGACGGCAGGAAAGAAGAAGCCCUUUGUCUACACCCAAGGGCAAGCCGUACUGAACCGGGCCUUCUUCCCGUGCUUCGAUACUCCUGCUGUGAAAUACAGAUAUUCUGCCCUUAUUGAGGUCCCAGAUGGCUUCAUAGCCGUGAUGAGUGCUAACAACUGGGAGAAGAGAGGGCCGAACACGUACUUCUUCCAGAUGAGUCAUCCCAUCCCCUCCUAUCUGAUAGCGCUGGCCGUCGGAGAUCUGGUUUCUGCCAAAGUCGGACCCAGGAGCCAGGUGUGGGCUGAACCCUGCCUGAUUGAGGCUGCCAAGGAGGAGUACAACGGGGUCAUAGAAGAAUUUCUGGAAACGGGAGAAAAGCUUUUCGGCCCCUACGUCUGGGGAAGGUACGACGUGCUUUUCAUGCCGCCGUCCUUCCCCUUCGGAGGAAUGGAGAACCCUUGUCUGACCUUUGUCACCCCCUGCCUGCUGGCAGGGGACCGGUCCUUAGCAGACGUCAUCAUCCAUGAGAUCUCCCACAGCUGGUUUGGGAACCUGGUCACCAAUGCCAACUGGGGGGAAUUCUGGCUCAACGAGGGCUUCACCAUGUAUGCCCAGAGGAGGAUCUCCACCACCCUCUUCGGGGCUGCUUAUACCUGCUUGGAAGCUGCAACUGGGCGGGCCUUGCUGCGGCAGCACAUGGACAUCACUGGCGAGGACCACCCACUCAACAAGCUCCGAGUGAAGAUCGAGCCAGGUGUUGACCCAGACGACACCUACAACGAAACCCCCUACGAGAAAGGCUUCUGUUUUGUCUCCUACCUGGCCCACCUGGUGGGUGAUCAGGAUCAGUUUGACGAUUUCCUCAAGGCCUACGUCAAUGAAUUUAAAUUCCAGAGUAUCUUAGCUGACGACUUUCUGGAAUUCUACUUGGACUAUUUCCCUGAGCUGAAGGAAAAAAAAGUGGAUUCCAUUCCAGGUUUUGAGUUCGAUCGAUGGUUGAAUAUCCCUGGCUGGCCCCCCUACCUCCCUGAUCUCUCCCCUGGGGACACCCUCAUGAAGCCUGCUGAGGAGCUGGCCCGGCUCUGGGCGGCGGAGGAGCUGGAUGUAGAGGCCAUUGGUGCGGUGUCCAUUUCUCCCUGGAAGACUUAUCAGUUGAUCUACUUUCUGGAUAAGAUCCUAGAGAAGUCCCCUCUCCCUCCCGGGAAUGUGAAGAAACUGGGAGAGACAUAUCCAAACAUCUCAAGUGCCCGGAAUGCGGAGCUCAGGCUUCGGUGGGGCCACAUUAUCCUGAAGAACGACCACCAGGAGGGGUUCUGGAAAGUGCAGGCCUUCCUGCAGAGUCAGGGGAAGCAGAAGUACACCCUUCCGCUGUACCACGCGAUGGUGAGUGGCAGCGAAGUGGCCCGGGGCCUCGCCAAGGAGACCUUUGCCUCCACCGCCUCCCAGCUCCACAGCAACGUGGUCAGCUACGUGCAGCAGAUCCUGGAUCCCAAGGGCAGUGAGAGCCUCACCGCCUGACCUCUGGCUCUUCGGCCUCCGACUGUCGCAACCUGCGGCUCUCCGGGCAACUUCUAGAAGUGUGUGCCCCUCGGGGUCGUCUGUGCUUGGGCUGAGGCCCUCCACCUACGGGUCUCUGCAGACCAGAGCACGAGCCCCCUGCCCUGCCUCCCUCUUACCAUCUGCAGAGAGGAUUUUACCACUUCUCUGUCUUUCUCUCUCUCUCUGCUGAUUUUUCAGGUACUAUGCAAGAGAAUGCAUUCUGGUAAAUCUUUUUACGGUUUGAUCUUUACUUUAAUAAAUGUUUUGAGGUGGAAAGUC
This is a messenger RNA of Echinops telfairi (small Madagascar hedgehog), 2283 nucleotides long. It is a transcript of the gene RNPEP, whose product is annotated as arginyl aminopeptidase. Gene Ontology annotation, biological process: proteolysis. NCBI's taxonomy places the organism in Eukaryota, Metazoa, Chordata, Mammalia, Afrosoricida, Tenrecidae. The record is from RefSeq and is a predicted model, not a curated record. The coding region runs from base 1 to 1983 and encodes 660 amino acids. The transcript has 11 exons. Gene Ontology annotation, molecular function: zinc ion binding; metalloaminopeptidase activity.